AUGACCCACCAACAACCACGAUCAACACUCCAGUUCCGCAACCUCGUGCAUCAACGAGCUCGCCAGAACGAGCCUCUUUCAAACGAAGAGGUUGCCCAGAUUACUCGUGAAUCGACGGAAUUAGCUGGCGUUGACCCGGCACCCGGAGACCCAAACCAAUCGCAGUGGCUCGAAUCUGCAAACAACGUGCUACACGAAAAGCCAGCUAGUGCAAUAACUAAACAAGAUGCCAAGAAUAUUCAUCGACAGGAGGUUAGUUUUGAAUUUGCCCUACUUUUGAACGAGACCUGGGGAUUAUGA
Talaromyces rugulosus is the source of this 300-nucleotide messenger RNA. RefSeq lists its product as uncharacterized. The record is from RefSeq and is a predicted model, not a curated record. The transcript has 2 exons. Bases 1 to 300 code for a protein of 99 amino acids. NCBI's taxonomy places the organism in Eukaryota, Fungi, Ascomycota, Eurotiomycetes, Eurotiales, Trichocomaceae.